This is a messenger RNA of Silurus meridionalis, 3144 nucleotides long. It is a transcript of the gene galnt7, whose product is annotated as UDP-N-acetyl-alpha-D-galactosamine: polypeptide N-acetylgalactosaminyltransferase 7. Gene Ontology annotation, cellular component: Golgi apparatus. Bases 163 to 2109 code for a protein of 648 amino acids. The record is from RefSeq and is a predicted model, not a curated record. NCBI's taxonomy places the organism in Eukaryota, Metazoa, Chordata, Actinopteri, Siluriformes, Siluridae. The transcript has 12 exons.
UGUGCAGUACAGGAGCGUGUGGAGGUUCUUCACUCAGUCGCCGGAGCUAGCGCAGGACAGUGAGCUAGCUCUGGGUGGAUUAGAAGUUCUGGGUAGAACAGGAGCUCUGGGUGGAUCAGAAGUUCUGGUUAUUCUUGUACCAUCACCCCCACAGCUCACACAAUGAGGCUGAAAGUCGGAUUUCUCCUCCGGAGUUUGUUAGUCAUCGGUACAUUUUUGGGGCUGGUGCUGCUCUGGUCCUCUCUGUUUCCCAAACCCGGGGAUGAAACUCCCUUCGGCAAACUCGAAGUGAGAGACGCCCCGAACCUUCCUGACAACAACGGAGAUCAGUUCAAAGCCCCAAUGCCCUGGCCUCAUGUGGAAGGAGUGGAGGUGGACCUGGAGGCCAUUAGGCAGAGAAAUGAAGGAGACAAGCCCAAACCCAACCCCAAUUUCAGAGCUGAGGAUCAGCAGAACAUCAUUCAGAAGCAAUACGUCACGUUUAAACCCCACACAAACAUCUUCUCAGACCCGGUCCUGCGCAGAGGGAGCCUGGGCAACUUUGAACCCAGAGAUCCAGAACCCCAAGGGGUCCCCGGGGGUCCGGGAGAGGGCAGUAAGCCGUUUGUUCUGGGAGCCGAGUAUAAAGAUGCCGUGCAGGCCAGCAUCAGGGAGUUCGGAUUCAACAUGGUGGCCAGCGAUAUGAUCUCACUGGACAGGACCAUCGGCGACUUACGACAUGAAGAGUGUAAGUACUGGCACUACGACGAGAACCUGCUGACGUCGAGCGUGGUGAUCGUGUUCCAUAACGAGGGCUGGUCCACCCUGAUGAGGACCGUGCACAGCGUCAUCAAGAGGACGCCGCCCAAAUACCUCGCCGAGAUCGUCAUGAUCGACGACUUCAGCAACAAAGUUCACCUGAAGGAGAGGUUAGAGGAGUACAUUAAACAGUGGAAUGGCCUGGUCAAGCUGUUCCGCAAUGAAAAGAGAGAAGGGCUGAUACAAGCAAGGAGUAUAGGAGCACGGAAAGCCAGUCUGGGACAGGUGUUGAUCUACCUGGAUGCUCAUUGUGAAGUGGGGAUAAAUUGGUACGCUCCGCUUGUGGCCCCCAUAUCCAAAGACCGAACGGUCUGCACGGUGCCUCUGAUAGAUUACGUAGAUGGCAAUGAUUAUACGAUAGAGCCUCAGCAGGGAGGGGAUGAGGACGGCCUGGCGCGAGGAGCCUGGGACUGGAGCCUGCUGUGGAAAAGAGUUCCGCUCAACAGCAGGGAGAAGAAGAAGAGAAAGCAAAAGACCGAGCCUUAUCGGUCUCCUGCGAUGGCCGGUGGGCUGUUUGCUAUAGAACGAGAUUUCUUCUUCGAGUUGGGCCUCUAUGAUCCUGGUCUUCAGAUCUGGGGUGGAGAGAACUUUGAGAUAUCGUACAAGAUCUGGCAGUGCGGAGGGCAGCUACUGUUCACUCCCUGCUCUCGUGUAGGACACAUCUACCGUCUGCAGGGGUGGGCCGGAAACCCGCCCCCUGCUCAUGUCGGCUCCUCCCCCACACUUAAGAAUUACGUGCGGGUGGUGGAGGUGUGGUGGGACGAGUACAAAGAUUAUUUUUACGCCAGCCGCCCCGAGACGCUCACCCUGGCUUACGGAGACAUCGGCCCUCUGAAGAAGUUCAGGGAAGAGCAUCGCUGCAAGAGCUUCAAGUGGUUCAUGGAGGAGGUGGCUUACGACAUCCCCGUCCACUACCCACUGCCUCCGAAAAACGUGGAGUGGGGCGAGAUCCGUGGAUAUGAAACAAAUUACUGCAUUGACAGCAUGGGACACACCAACGGGGGGAACGUGGAGAUCGGACCGUGCCACAGGAUGGGGGGGAAUCAGCUGUUCCGAAUAAACGAAGCCAAUCAGCUGAUGCAGUAUGACCAGUGCCUGACAAAGGGCUCGGACAACUCCGUCAUCGUCACACACUGCAACCUGAGGGAAUACACCGAGUGGAAGUACUUCAAGGAUCUGCACCGGUUCACACACACCCCCACAGGAAGAUGCUUAGACCGCUCAGACGUUCUGCACACAGUCUUCAUCUCCGACUGCGAAAACAGCAAGAGCACCCAGAAAUGGGAAAUGAACAACAUCGUGGCUGUGUGAAUCCUGCCUCCGGGGGGCGCCGCACGCACAGGAUGAACUCUCGCUGACCUUUCUCCUGCACCAGGGGUUUAACGUUGUACAUACAGCCCACAGAAAACGUCUCCUAUUCCGACGUCAUCUCCAGUAACGAAGCCACGUUCUGAAAAUGCCAUCUUUAUUUUUAUAUGUAGGUAUUUUACUCCAUGGUGGAUGAUGUUUACAGGCGUCCCGUCUCGUACCGAGACGCCCAGACGUGAAGACGGCCGAUCUGUUACCACUGUUUUUAGUACCACGUCACUGCUCCAUUACACUCCUUCACUUCACACUUACCGAGAACCUUUUAAACUCGACACUGGGCAUUUUUUAUUAUUUUUAGUUUUUUUUUUUUCUUUUUCUUUCUCCAGAAACUCGUCCAGUUUUCUUCCUUUUUUAAAAAAAAAAACAACUUUAAAUCCGCCAGCUGCUUUUUUUAAAUUUUUGUAGUGGUGAAAUUCGGGGGUGAUAAAUAGAUAAAUAUAUAUAUAAUGAGGAAAGGGCUGACAAGGCAGAGGGAAACCUUGAAACUAUUUAUUUACAUUUUAAUUAUUGCUUGGAAACAGGAACGAUUACUAAUAAUGAGGAAUGUGAAUUCUUUCAAUUUGAAGUUUUUUUUUUUUUUUUUUGGAGAAUCACUGGAUGAACAGCGUGGACGGUGAAAUUCUUGUCCCACGUGCAAACCAGUACGCACCGUGUAUGCUAUUUUUUGUACAAUGUAAAUACGAGCGUUUUUUCUUAAACGGACAUUUCGAGUUGCAGUUGGCUUCGCAAUGAAGGUGUAAUGAAGGUGUUUUCUCAAGAGAAUAAAUCGAGACAUUUUUACCACUCGUCCUGUGAACAGACGAUCUCGGACUCGGAUUCUAAGGACGUGGGAAUCGGUGUUGGGAAGAUCGAAAUCACUUUAGUCACAUGAUUCUUUGAAUCUCGUUAACCAAAACGAAUGAAUCUUUUAGAUCAUUUUGUUCCUUUGAUCAGAAAUCAAAUAAAAAUUUCAAUUUUCAAUAAACGGAUCCUCCAACA